Molecule: messenger RNA, 2217 nt
Organism: Closterium sp. Naga37s-1
Lineage: Eukaryota; Viridiplantae; Streptophyta; Zygnematophyceae; Desmidiales; Closteriaceae
Source: the annotation of a GenBank genome assembly
AUGGAUGGCCCGAAAAAAGAGGACGAGCGAGCAGACGCGGCAGACGACGAGGAGAAGGAGAAUGCAACAGAGAAGCUUGAAAAUGCAGUCGUAGACGACGGAGAGGAAGCGGUGGAGAAUGAAAUAGAGGAAGGCGAGGCGGACGAGGCUGACGGAGGCGAGGAACAAACGGAGGAUCCGUCAGGCGAACAAGGUGACGACGCGGGACAAGGAGAGCAGGGAGACGGAGAGAACGGAGAGAACGGAGAGGAUUCAACCGACGGAACGGGGGAAGAAGCGAGGCCUCUUCUAUCGUCGUCGGGGGGGGCAGCAGCAGCGGAUGCAGCGAUAGCAGCAGCCCCGCAACCAGCCGCGGUGGCGGAGGAGAGCUCGGCGGGCGGCGGGUGGGGUAGCUGGGGAGGCGGGUGGGCGGCGGCGCUGUCGGUGGUGACGGCUAUACAGGAGGUGGCGACGGAGGUGACAGGAGAGAUAUCCCACGCCGCGACUGUUGCCGCGAAGGAAAUCAUCGAUACCUUUGAAGACGUGGAGGGGCAGGUGGCGGCGGAGGGGGACGGGCGGGGGGAGGGCAAGGGCGUGGGGAAGGGGGAGGGGGAGGGGGGCGCAGGGGCGCAGGCGGAGGAGAAGACAGGUGGAGGGGUGCCAUUGGACGGAGCGGCGCAGCAGGCGGCAGCUGUGGGAACGGCGGGCAAGGGCAAGGGCGAAGGGGGCGAAGGGCAAGAGCGUGGUGAUGGUGCUGGUGGUGAUGAUGCUGCUGCUGCUGCUGCUGCUGCUGGCGAGUCUGGUGGUGGGCAGGCGGAGAGUGCGGAGGGGGCAGGUGCAGAGUCGGUGGUGAGACAGGCUCCUGCGGUGGUGAAGGCGGAGAUGGGGGAUGGUGGGGGGAGCGGCGGGCGGGAGAAGUGGGAUGGCGCAGGUGGCGGCGGAGCAGAGGCGGGGAGGGACGAUGUGGAAGAUGGCGCAGAGAUAGUGGACCCGGACUUUAAGGCGUUUGACGAGUCCAUGGAGAACCUCACGUCAGGCGCACUGCAUGUGCUGGGCUCCGCGUGGAUGGGCGGCCUCUCUCUCGUGCACCAGCUAGAGCAGUCCACUGGCGCCGUGGUGCAGACGAUACAGCAGCAGGCCGCCGCCACCGCCGCCAUCACCACCACCACCACGAGCAGCGGCAGCGAGGACGCGGCGGAUGCUCAUGCGGCGGGCAUGGGCUCAGUGUCCAUUCUUGAAAGCGGCAUGGGCAUGGCAGAGCAGGGCAUGCGCAUGCUGGAGGCCCUGGGGAAGAACACCAUCGACAUCAUCUCGCUGGAGGCCCUGGCGGACCACCACACAGUGGUGUGCAUACGAGCACGCGGCAAGCUGCCUGCGGAGCAGCGCGCGGCGUUUGACGACGCCGUCAAGCACAUGCAGGGCGCGCUCACGCUGGGGGGGCAGGGCGGGGAGGGGGAGGAUGGGGAUGAGGACGAGGACGAGGGGGAGGGUGAGGGGGGUGCAGGGGAGGAGUUGCUGGGGAUAGAGGGCAUGGAGGAGGAGGAGGAUGAGAUGAAUGUGCUGAGGGAGUCGAGUGUGAGCAAGGCACAGGAGCUCGCCAGUGGGUUCCGUGCGAAGCUGAGUGCGGAGGUGGCAGUGAAGGAGGCGGUGCAGCGCACAGUGGACCGCCUCGAUGCCCUCCGCACUGAGGGCGUGCAUCGCCUGUCGGAGCUGUCAGCGCUGUGUCUGCUGCACAUGCUGCACAUUGCAAACUCCUGCAUUGCCUCUCCGGCGGCCAAGCCCACGGAGGGCGACGCCGCAGAGGAGGAGGAAGACACGGGCUCGUUCCGGUGGCCGGCAGGGAGAGAGGAGAGAGCCACGCUGGUUGUGGCACGGGCACGCACUCUGGCCAGGGGGGCCAGGACAGUCAUCCGUAGCUUCCUCAAAGGCGUUGCUGACGUGGAGCAGGCCUUCCAAAGCGUCAGCGCAAGGAGCACUACAGGGAGUGGCUCCAAAAAGGAACCCACAGAUGCAGCAGCAGAAGGGGAAACUGGUGAAGAGGCAGCAGCGGCGGGGGCAGUAGCAGAGGCGGAGGCAGCAACAGCAGCUUUGGUGAGACGAGUGGAGGUGAAGAAGGGCAGUGUGGCCGAUGGAUUGGUGGCAGAUGGGAAGGCGGCACGGGAGAAGCUGGAGAGUGCGCUGCAGCACCUGGUGUAUGUUGUGAUGGCUUCAUCCAUAGGGCUCACUCAUGCACCCUAG